ACUUCUCACACCACUCUCCUCUGCUGCUGCGUCUGCCGCACCUGCACUGCUCUCCUUGUCCGUCUCGGAGCUCUCUCGCAGUCGCUAGGUUUGCACGCUCUGCUCCAAAGCUUUCUUGCCGUCCUCGUCCGGAGCAAACAUGUCACCCACAGUGCAGGACGUCGAAGCACGAAUUCAGGCCGUUAUCGAGAAGAAGCCUGAGUUGAGCGGUGCGGUAGCUGCCAAGCUCGAGGAGCUUUUGGCGGAUUUGGAGAAUUUGAGCGUCGAGGAACAGAGCGAGGGACAGUCGGCCUUCGACAAGUUGAAGAAUGGAUUCGAGUCGUUCAAGAAGCAAGUGUACCUGAAGAACACCGAGCUCACCAGCAAGCUCAAAACCGGCCAAUGGCCUAAGUUCAUGAUCAUCGCCUGCGCCGAUUCGCGAGUGUGCCCGACCCAGAUCUUCAACCUGUCGCCCGGAGAUGCCUUCGUCAUCCGCAACGUCGCCAACGUGGUCCCCCCCUUCGAGAAGGAAGGAAACCCCAGCAUGGGAUGCGCCGUCGAGUACGCCGUCCUGCACCUGAAGGUCGACCACAUUCUCGUCGUCGGUCACCGUGCAUGUGGAGGAAUCGGAGCUCUGGUGAAGAUGGUGCCCGAAGAUGGUGACUACAAGACCACCUUCAUCGAGAGGUGGAUGGAGAUCGGAAAGCCCGCCCGCGCCAUCGUCAAUGCGCAAUGCAAGGACGAGUCGGUCGAUGUCGUGUGCAAGACCUGCGAGAAGGAAUCCGUCAACAAUUCUCUCAACAACCUCAUGUCCUACCCGUUCGUCGAGGAGGCCGUGAACCAGGGCAAGGUGUCCCUACACGGAGGAUACUACGACCACAUCGAGGGAAGCUUCUCCAAGUGGGACUUCAACUCCUCGGCCUAAAUUGUACCAGAUAGUAAGUCUAUUCAGUCAGUGGUCCGUAAUUUUUAGGAUCGAAUGCCAAGUCGGUACUGAGACGGCAGAAGAGACCUGAGCUCGUUCCCAGCCGUUAUCACCUGCAUCAUUUCAUUUCGAGUCGAGAGUUUGCACAGUUCGAAUAAUUCAGAUGAACUCUGUUGAAGUUGUGGAAUCACGUUGCGCGGUGAGGGAAAUCAGGCAUCAUAGCUCUCACCACGAAGUCCUGCCGUAGAGAGGCUAGUUGUAGUGGGACUUGUAACUUCAAUCAUGUCCAUAAUCCAGGAAGUCCAAUUCACAAUCCG
This is a messenger RNA of Marchantia polymorpha subsp. ruderalis, 1221 nucleotides long. The record is from the annotation of a GenBank genome assembly. NCBI's taxonomy places the organism in Eukaryota, Viridiplantae, Streptophyta, Marchantiopsida, Marchantiales, Marchantiaceae.